Molecule: messenger RNA, 6431 nt
Organism: Siniperca chuatsi (mandarin fish)
Lineage: Eukaryota; Metazoa; Chordata; Actinopteri; Centrarchiformes; Sinipercidae
Gene: atp8b2
Product: ATPase phospholipid transporting 8B2
Exons: 31
Coding region: 898-4974 (1358 amino acids)
Biological process (GO): phospholipid translocation; Golgi organization
Cellular component (GO): plasma membrane
Molecular function (GO): ATPase-coupled intramembrane lipid carrier activity; magnesium ion binding; ATP binding
Source: RefSeq, a predicted model, not a curated record
UCCCUCCCUCCUCUCUUCUCCCCUAGCCGAAGCCAAACCCUCCCUCACCUCGACACGGUGUCUCCAGCGCAUCCCGGGUUCCUGCUUCACCCUCCCACCUCACUGGCCGCAUCUAAUCAAUUCAGUAGCCAAUUCGUCCAAAUUAAGCCCGAAACCUCAUCAUGACCUCGGCGCGAGGAGCAGCGAGGAUGCCUCCACCAGAAACAUGUUAAUAACGCCAACUUGAAAAGCCAGACUCCAGUGAGAGAGAGAGAUGAAAGGAAUUCUGCCCAGAGGCCGAGAAGGGUGCUCAGUCCUCGGUGUUUCUCACUCCCUGAGUUGCCAUGCUUUAUUUCGUAAGCUUGAAGAGAGGAGGAGACUGACAGUGGAUCUGGCCCAAGCCACCAGUCCCCAGACACUGUGUGCCACAGAGACAGAUGCAGCUCUCGGCUGAAUGUCAUUUCCUCAUUAUGGCUCUAACAGACCAGAGAUGGUCUGGUGUGUGUGUGUGUGUGUGUCCUCUUGUGUAGCGGUUGUAAUGCCCGAUUGAUUUUCACUUUCUCUCUGUGAGGCAAAUACACAUUUUUCACACCCUGAAACAAAAAAAAAGACAUGACAGUAAGUAGAGUGCAUCACUUGAAUACAAGUGCGCUCACUGUUUGGUUUUUAAAAGGUGAGCACUUUCUCAGAAUAUCACACUUUGUACCAGAAGAAAGUAUCUGUUUAUGAUUCUCAUUUCACCCCCUCUUCUGUAACCACUUCAACCUUCUUCUCUCCUCUGUGUCCUCCUCAUUUCCUCUCUUCUCUGUGCUUCUCUUCACAAUUAAGGCUACUUCUCUUCUGCGUCCUUCCCCUCCUCUUCUUUCCCUCUGCAGAUAAUCCCAUGGGCCAUAGCAGAAAGUCGCCGGCAGAGUGGAGAUGUUCAGAAAGAGGCCUCCUCCAGAGGAGGAGAGAAGGGUCCGAGCCAAUGACAGAGAGUACAACGAAAAGUUUCAAUAUGCGAGUAACUGCAUUAUGACAUCCAAGUACAACAUCAUCACCUUUCUACCCGUCAACUUGUUUGAACAGUUCCAGGAAGUAGCCAACACCUACUUCCUUUUCCUGCUCAUACUGCAGUUAAUACCUCAGAUCUCCUCCCUCUCCUGGUUCACUACCAUCGUGCCUUUAGCUCUGGUGCUGAGCAUCACUGCAGUAAAGGAUGCCACAGAUGACUAUUUUCGUCACAAGAGUGAUAACCAAGUGAACAACCGCCAGUCUCAGGUCCUCAUCCGUGGCUCGCUACAGAAUGAAAAGUGGAUGAACGUUCGAGUGGGUGAUAUCAUUAAACUGGAAAACAACCAGUUUGUGGCAGCUGACCUGCUCCUGUUGUCCAGCAGUGAACCUCACGGGCUCUGUUACAUCGAGACAGCCGAGCUGGACGGAGAGACCAAUAUGAAGGUGCGUCAGUCUGUCUCAGUGACAUCUGAACUCGGAGACCAAAACAACUUGGCUUCGUUCGACGGUGAGGUUGUGUGUGAGCCCCCCAACAACAAGCUGGAUCGUUUCUGUGGGACUCUGUACUGGCGAGACAAGAAAUACACCUUGACCAACCAGAACAUGCUGCUACGAGGAUGUGUCCUCCGCAACACGGAGGCCUGCUACGGCCUGGUCAUCUUCGCAGGCCCAGAUACCAAGCUAAUGCAGAACAGCGGUCGCACCAAGUUUAAGCGUACAAGCAUCGAUCGUCUGAUGAACACUCUGGUCCUCUGGAUCUUUGGCUUCCUGGUGUGUAUGGGUGUGAUCCUGGCUGUGGGUAACGCAGUGUGGGAGAGAGAGGUGGGCUCCCUGUUCCAGAGUUAUCUGCCCUGGGACCCUCCUGUAGACAACUUCCUGUUUUCUGCCUUCCUCUCUUUCUGGUCCUACGUCAUCAUUCUCAACACCGUGGUGCCUAUCUCUCUGUAUGUCAGUGUGGAGGUGAUCAGGCUGGGGCACAGCUACUUCAUUAACUGGGACCAGCAGAUGUUCUGCUCACAGUGCAACACAGCAGCUGAGGCCAGGACCACCACUCUGAAUGAGGAACUGGGCCAGGUUGAAUACAUCUUCAGUGACAAGACUGGAACUCUCACUCAGAACAUCAUGAGCUUCAAUAAGUGCUCCAUCAAUGGACAGACUUACGGUGAAGUAACAGACCCGUUGAGACCUCAGCUGAAGAGAUUGGACUUCACUCCCUUCAACCCCCUGGCGGACCCGGACUUCCGUUUCUAUGACGACACCCUGCUGGAAUCAGUGAAAGUGGGAGACUCACACACUCACGAGUUUUUCCGCCUGCUCUCCCUCUGUCACACUGUCAUGAGUGAGGAGAAGAGCGAGGGAGAGCUGGUAUAUAAGGCUCAGUCUCCAGACGAGGGCGCUCUAGUGACAGCAGCUCGAAACUUUGGUUUUGUGUUUCGCUCCCGAACACCUGGGACGAUAACCACCACAGAGAUGGGACGACCUGUCACCUACACUCUGCUCGCCAUACUGGACUUCAACAACAUACGCAAGAGGAUGUCUGUUAUAGUGCGUAACCAAGAGGGCAGGAUCCGUCUGUACUGUAAAGGCGCUGACACUGUCCUGCUAGAGAGACUCCACCCCUGUAACCAGGAGCUGAUGAAUAUCACCUCAGACCACCUCAAUGAGUAUGCAGCAGAUGGUUUGCGGACGCUGGCGCUGGCCUACAGAGACCUGUCAGAGGACGAGUGGGAGGCAUGGUCAGAGAGCCACCGCUGCGCUGACAAGGCCACCAACUGCAGAGAGGACCGACUGGCAGCCGCUUAUGAGGAGAUAGAACAAGACAUGAUGCUCCUUGGUGCCUCAGCUAUAGAGGACAAGUUGCAGGAAGGCGUCCCAGAGACCAUCGCUGUCCUCUCUCUGGCUAACAUUAAGAUCUGGGUUCUCACUGGAGACAAGCAGGAGACGGCUGUCAAUAUAGGUUACUCCUGCAAGAUGCUGAAAGACGAUAUGACAGAAGUGUUCAUCAUCAGUGGACACACUGUCCAGAGCGUACGGCAGGAGCUCAGGAGGGCAAGGGAAAGGAUGAUCGAGCUGUCACGAACCAGAGAUGGAGGGAAGGAGGAGGCGAUGGAGGGAUGGGGAGAGGCAUGUUUCAUGGGUAACGGGUUCAGAGAAGGACAAGAAGGAGAUGGUACAGGAGGAGGAGGAGGAGGGAAACAGCUGCAGUGCCCACCUCCGCCUCCUCCACCUCCCUCCAACCUCAUGGACAACAUCUCUGGAGAGUUUGCCCUUGUAAUCAACGGUCACAGUCUGGCCCAUGCACUAGAAGCAGACAUGGAGACGGAGUUUGUGUCGACAGCGUGUGCGUGCAAAGCAGUGAUCUGCUGCAGAGUCACCCCGCUGCAAAAAGCUCAGGUGGUUGAGCUCAUCAAGAAACACAAGAAGGCUGUCACUCUGGCUAUAGGAGAUGGAGCUAACGACGUUAGCAUGAUCAAAAGUGCUCAUAUCGGAGUUGGUAUCUCAGGUCAGGAGGGGAUCCAGGCCGUGCUGGCCAGUGACUACUCCUUCUCCCAGUUCCGCUUCCUGCAGCGCCUCCUGCUGGUGCACGGCCGCUGGUCCUACCUGCGCAUGUGCCGUUUCCUCUGCUACUUCUUCUAUAAGAACUUUGCCUUCACCAUGGUGCACUUCUGGUUCGGCUUCUUCUGUGGCUUCUCUGCACAGACGGUGUAUGAUCAGUACUUCAUCACUCUCUACAACAUUGUGUACACCUCCCUCCCUGUGCUGGCCAUGGGGAUAUUUGACCAGGAUGUUCCUGACCAGAGGAGUCUGGAGUAUCCUAAACUGUAUGAGCCUGGACAGCUCAACCUCCUCUUCAACAAGAGAGAAUUCUUCAUCUGCAUCGCCCAGGGCAUCUACACAUCAGUGGUGCUGUUUUUUGUCCCCUGUGCUAUCCUGUCCGACGCGACUCAGAGCACCGGAGUGCCCCUCGCUGACUACCAGACGUUCGCGGUCACCACGGCAACAGCCCUAGUCAUUGUGGUCAGCGUACAGAUCGCUCUUGACACAGGCUUCUGGACAGUUAUCAACCAUGUGUGUGUGUGGGGCUCUCUGGGCUCCUACUUCACCAUCAUGUUCGCUCUGCACAGUCAGACCCUCUUCAGGAUCUUUCCCAAUCAGUUCCACUUUGUAGGUAGUGCCCAGAGCACACUAUUGCAACCAGUUGUGUGGUUAACUAUUGCACUGGCAACAGCAAUAUGCAUAGUUCCAGUUUUGGCAUUCCGCUUCCUCAAGGUGGACCUCAAACCUCAGCUCUCAGACACGGUGCGCUACACUCAGCUGAUGCGGCAGAAGAAGCGAAAGCCGGUAGGUCGUAGCGUGGGAAGUGCCUGGCGUGGGGUAGGCAGUGUGUCAGAGGGCCGUCUGGGCGCUCGUGGCGGUUCCAGAAGGUCAGGCUACGCCUUUGCCCACCAGGAGGGAUUUGGAGAGCUGAUCACCUCAGGGAAGAACAUGAGGCUCUCAUCGCUGGCCCUGGCCAACUUUGCCUCUAGACAUAGCUCCAGCUGGAUUGACACACUCCGCAGGAAGAAGCAUACUCACACUCACACUCCUCCCAGCGCCUCCGGGGAGUGUAGCCCAGCGCCCAGUUUUGUCUCUGGGUCAGUUCCGCCGCUCUCAAACUCCUCCUCCUCUGUUCUGGGCGGCUCACAAGAUACACCCAUUGAGGAGGAAACAGCCACAGCGCCAGGCCAAAUGACACAGACUGCUCUCACUUCAUGCACACAAACCCCGCCAGCUUUAGCACCAGCUUCAGAAGCAGCUGCACCUCAAGGUUCAGCCCAGGCCCUCAAUGCUGGCGUCCUCACCCUCACAGCAGUGAGGUCUCAUGGGGGAGACUCACCUGGAGGCUGGACGAUCACGCUGGGGACUGUGCAGGAAGCUCUGUUUGGCUGGAAGGCUCGUGCCACUGCAUCCAACAGCCCAGGCCCGCCCUCUGUUGCCGAGGAAACCAGCCACAUUGAGUGAAACAUUUAGAAUAAAUGGAGGAAUAACUUGUUCACUGUUGUCCAUCACGUUUGCACACACAUACAGCAUGUGUUGUGUGCUUUGCUGGAGAGACACUGUGAGCACACAGACUGUUACCCACACGAUACUCUUCUCUCUGUUUCCCAACUAAAACUUCUAGAAUAAAUCAAAUAAAUAAAAAAUCAUAGGAAAGAAGUGGCACAUCCUAAUGACAUGGAUCACGCCAAAUAUGAAUUGGGAUUUAAUGGUGAUAUACUCGUUCUCACGGCAUAUGAUAACUGUGUUCAUGAAUUACUGAUAGAACAUCAUUUACCAUAUAUAACUGAAGCAAAGGAACUGGUGUAUAAACAAAUGCCAAGAUCACUUAGUAUUAAUGAUCUAAACGAAUGUUUCCACUUCCUCACUCACAACCAAGUCACACAGCAUCUCUCUAACCAAAUCAACAAUUGGUUGAAUGAAUGAGCAGAAUAACUUUCAACCAAUGAAGUGCAGGCAUUAUUAUCUGUAAAAGUGUUUUUGUCAAAAAAUAUCCUCAAGCCUCUGUGUUCUCUAUAGUUCUCAGUGAGAACGGUACUUUAAGUUACAGAACACUGCAAGACUGUUGCAAGACUUGUGUCCCUUUUCUCUCACUGAUCUGUUUUCUUACUUGUUACUUGUUGUUAUACCUCUAACUUACAUGUUUUCCUUUCUUUUUUUGCAUCAUAUUGAUGUGUUUUAUAAUGGCCUAGUUGAGUUGCACCUUAAAGCAAGCUCUCAGUGCUUUUUCUCCUCUUUGCAAGUUUUUUUUUGGGGGGGGGGGUCUGACAAAAGGCCAGAUCAUGUUAAUGUACCGCUGAUGUAAUGUCUCGUACCACCACAGUCUGAAAAACAGACAAACUGCCACUGGCUUACUUUAGGUUAGACCUGGGCAAAGUGCAAACCAAAAAGGCAGAAAUGGACAUUUAAAGGUGGUUUAUCGAAUCUUCAAUCAUACGUGUUGUCAUUUUGUGAGAACAGUUCAUACUGUAUACUGUACACUUCAGUAAAGUGAUUUUUUAUUUGUCAAUGAAUAAAGUUUGAAGGUGUUUGGGGAUAAUCAUGCCUUAACAAUGCCAAAAUAUUAGUCCUCUAAACUCUUUCUGGUUCCUAAUCCAUCGAUCAAGUACAGCAUCCCAUCUGUGUUGCAAAUUGUCAAAUACUGAACCGUGACCCGGAUUGGGGUGAGAUAAUAAUUAAGUAGGGUAACCAGAGGAACGAUACAAACCCGCUUUUGGAUCUGUGCCAGUUCUACAGUCUUCAACAAAGCAGCUCUUCGACUGAAAACACAACAGAAAGCUAACAUGAUCUGGAAAAUGAAUGUACUGUACAGCAUCUGGCCCCAUGAAUUGUUUAAGCAUGGGUCAGCUCUUAGGGUGGAAUAUGGAGCUGUUGAAUGGUGGUCAAUAAACAUCUCGUCUCUCUUUCACACUAGAGAAACA